Messenger RNA from Bursaphelenchus okinawaensis, 1523 nucleotides. The record is from the annotation of a GenBank genome assembly. Lineage: Eukaryota; Metazoa; Nematoda; Chromadorea; Rhabditida; Aphelenchoididae.
AUGAAGCCGGGUUGGUUCGUCUUCAUCUACGGGAUUGUGUUGCUACUGGUUCAUGUCGAUGGUCGGAGUGUACAAAAGGAUUGCUUAACAAUGUUACCCGAGUCAAGGGUAGUUCAGUAUGUUUUUCUAUGUAUUAUUUUUAAUGUUUUUUAAACAUUAUUAAAUUUUUUUUAUUUUUAAAAUUUUGUUGUAAGACAAACAAAUUAAGUUUAUAUUUAUAAAAGUUUUAAGAUAUUAUAUUGUGUUAAAGCAUUGCUUUCUAUUAUUAUAUCUUCAGACGCUUCAUCGUUACGUGCUCUAGUGUGCCCUUUCGUUUUCGAUCGUCGACUGGUGAUAUUGAUGGUAUAGUCAAAUUAGGGCUGCAACCGGACUUGCAGUGUGUGAAGUAAGUAUUUUUUAAGGCUUAUAUGAUUUUUUUAGAGAUAAAGGCAAAAAGGUAUCGGUAUGGAUAGACGACUGCCGAGCUAUCACUUUUGCUAUAUUCACCGAAGAAGGGAGAACGUACAGACAAAUUGUUAGCGGUGAGUUCCUUUUGAUCUGACAAGCUUAUUCUAAAUUGAAGUACUACUUACUAUUACUUAAAAAUUGUAUAAAAAUUAAUUUGUCAACCAUAAUUAAAUUUUAAAAUUGUUUUUACUACUACAAUUUCCAGCUGUAAGAUCAUCAGAAGGCCAAAAAACUUUUGCAAUUCCGGCCGAUCCAACACUCCGUAUCAUAAAAGGUACUAUUAUUGUUAAUUCUGGAAAUAAAACUAUCCAUGUUCGUCACAAUUGUCCUAUCACCGCUUUUCAAAGCAGACCAUGGGAUAUUGAAAUUGAACAAAGUUUGACAGAAUGCCCUAUUCAGGUCAGUUACGUACGUCCAAGUGCUGGAUAUGGUGAUUCAUUCUUCAGCAACUCCUACAAUUGGCAAUUCACUCUGAUGCUGGUGUAAGUUAAAUUUACCUUUUUUGGCAUUUUAAACUUAAAAAUGAAAUUUUAAGUAUAAAAUUUAAAAAAAAACAAAAUUUGAAAUUUUAGGUAUAAUGUAAAAAUGCAGUCCACAAUAACACUUUUAUUACUUUUUUUGGUUUUUAUGCUAUUUUAUAACGUUUUGACUCUUAACAUAACUUAAAAAAGCAUUUUUCAAAAUGACCUUAUCAUAACUUCAGCGUGUCUUUCUUCACCAUCCUCAUCUUUGUAAUCAACGCUUCCUGUGGCCAUUUCUUUACUCCCAUUGGAAUCAUUGUACCAAUAGAAGACUUUAGUUCCUACCGCAUUCGCUCAGCUGUCGUUGUCUGUCCUGGACGAAACUCUGGAAAAAUUAACUUAAGAUCAAGGGUGUCAGGAAAAUCAUCGAAGAAAGGCAGAAAAGCAUUAAAGAAAGGUGAGAAUGGAUCAAAGAAGGCAAGACAAAGCUCAAAAAAGAGAAGUCAGAGCUCCAGAAUGUCAGAGAAGAGUACCACCGGAAAGUCAUCUCGUCAAAACUCUCAAAGAUCAGCACGUUUAACUCGCCAAAGUUCAAUUAGAGAGAGCAGUGAUUGA